AUGCAGACGCCGGUACAAACACCCCAGAAACUACACAAGACACGCUCCCUUUCUGAUAGCGCGCCGCAAUUAUCCCCGUCCCCGAAGUUUCGCGAACCAGCACGCACCUCGAAAGAUGACCAUACCGUUGUCUCCAGCCCGCAUACGCCACGCCGACCCGAGUUUCUCUCCAAAGGCCUUCACCUCAAGAUGCCGGAAUUCAAAGAGGCGGGCAUGUCUACUCCUAUCCAUCUCGCACAGCGCGUUCCGCUCUCACCGCAAUUGGAUGCCCACAACACAUACGCCUCUCCCGCAACGCUCCUACCCAGACGCUCACGAGGCGCCGAAUUCUCACGAGCAUGCACCAACCUACAUCAUUCAACGCUUGCUGAUCAGCCGUCGCCGGACUCCUCGCCCACGAUCACACAGAAAGGAUUGACGAUCCCUUCGAAGAAGUCGCGGGCAAACUCCAUGAUCAUGGACUCACCGAACCUGAAUUACCCCGCGUGGGGCAUGAGCAACGGUGAAAGAACAGCACCUUCUAGCUCCCUGGGCAGUAUAAGUAUGAUCGACGCGGACUCUAGCUCCAGCUCAGAUGACCCGGAUGCGAUGGAGCCGGACGACAACGAAGACCCCAUGCUUAUGACUCCGCAAGCCACAAAGAUCAACCCUUUCUCAGCUGCAACACCUGGAAACAACCCCACUCCGUGGACAAAUAUCUUUUCCCCGGGCGCAGCACCUACGUUUAUGAGCAUACAGAGAAGAAGGCUGGGCAAGGGCCGUAGUCGCAAGAGCUCAAGUUCUGCAAGCGGACAUAGUUCGCUGGCGAGCCCCGUGCCUGGAUCGCCGCCGAACGGGAAAAGUGAGGGAUACUUUGCGCGGGAGGCAGUCAUGCGCCAGACGGGUUCGCGGAGGGAGAGUUUGUCGUUGUUUACGAAUGAUCUCCAUAUAUCAUCUGGCAACGACAGCGGAGACGAGGCGGUGAUGAUUCCGCAGACGCCCGGAGUGGUCCGCCGACCAGUAACGCGGAGGGGUAACCUCCUUCCGAAAUCGCGCCAGUUUGGCAGGAUCAAGGCCGAGCUGUUUGAGGAAGCAGCACCCAUUGACAGCGAGGCGCGGCGAGAAGCAGAGAUCAUCCGCCAAGUGCGAGAGGCCGAUGUCGACGAGCGGCGCUCUGUGACGGCACAGUCAUCGCCCGCGCUUCUUCCUACAGUGCCUGGCCUGGAGGGCCCUCUGGAGGAAGUACCGGAAGAGGAGAGCGAGAGCAAUAUGAGUGUCGAUAGCUCGUCGACGAAAGGGCUGUUCGGAGCAUUCAAUCUUGGGCCAGCGAGGAAUGGCAACGGACGAAAUUAUUCCAAUUUGGAUAACCCGGCACAGACUCCUCCACCUCAGUUCCCGCCAGCUGGAUCUUCGGCCGUGAGCGACGAUAUCAACAUGGAUUCGCCUUCGGUUUCGUCUACAUCAACAUCACUACCCUCUCUUACCGCCACUGCACGGCCCGACUUCAGCCUCCCCACAGGCUGGGUUUCGAGGUCAUCAACACCGCAACCGCUGGCGCCCCCCUCUGCCGCAGAUGGUCUGAAGAAGUCCAACAAGCGGCGCCGCGACGAUGAUUUGGAUGGCAACUCCCUCAAACGACGCGCAGUAUCACCCGGCGUGAGCGUGCACAAUAGUCCGGUACUAUCACAGUCGCCAGCGCAGCGUGACACCAGUCUGUGGGGAGCGGCUACCAAGCUGAGCAGGGAGCAUGCUGCGCUCUUUGGAGGAGGCGAGAGGCCGAAUAAUGGUGCAGCGCCGUCUACCGCACCGUCGGUGGGUCCCAAGCGAAUAGGGCUGCAAGGGAUGACCGAUACAAGUGACGGGCUUAUGAAGAUGAGCAUAGAAUGA
Westerdykella ornata is the source of this 1866-nucleotide messenger RNA. RefSeq lists its product as uncharacterized. Bases 1 to 1866 code for a protein of 621 amino acids. NCBI's taxonomy places the organism in Eukaryota, Fungi, Ascomycota, Dothideomycetes, Pleosporales, Sporormiaceae. Gene Ontology annotation, cellular component: site of double-strand break. The record is from RefSeq and is a predicted model, not a curated record. The transcript has 2 exons.